UGACCCCUCACAGUCGCACCCGCCGUUCAGUGGGAUUAGAUUGUCUCAAGACGUUUAGAGGAUGGUUUUCUGUAGAGCAACACUAGGUGUAUACAGACGCAAGCUGAUUCUCCUGGCGUUCUUGAGUGUAAUACUCUACAUUCUAGCUACACAGAGUGCUAUAAAACUACUGUCACCACACUCUGCAGAAAAAAGACAGCUACAGGCGUGUUUACGGGAGUAUAUGGAUACUCUACAGCCAUAUGCUUUUCUUAAUAACCAGACAAUAAUUUUAGAUAACCUAACACAGAUAGGUCUCUCGAUUGUAAACUUGACCAGGCCAAAGGUCAUGUUAACAACUGACCACGCCAAUAGCAAGCUUACACAAGAGGCUAACUUGACCUCUGACAAGGAUGCUAACCUGACUAUGGCAUACACAAACAAUUGGGUGGGAUUUCCCGAUCUGAGAAACAUCAACUGCACGGCGAUGCUGACAUUCAGGGGAAAUAACUCUCAAUACCCACAGGGAGUGAAUCGUGUUCAGGACCAACAACUCUUGAAUAUCUCGGCUGAUUGUUCGGAGUUUAUACACCGUUUUGGAUUUCAACGAUACCCUACCGCAACACAAGAGGAGAAAGAUUUUCCUUUGGCGUUCAUCAUUGUAUUCCAUACGAGCUUAGAUCAGGUUUUGUUCCUGCUCCGUGCCAUCUACCACCCCCACAACGUCUACUGCCUGCACCCCGACAGAAAGGUCAACGCCCUGAUGCUGGGGGCCGUUUUGUCCGCGGCCCGGUGUUUGCCGAAUGUGUUUGUGGCCGGCAGACUGGAGGAUGUCGUGUACGCCGGCUUCUCCCGGCUCAUGGCCGACAUCAACUGUAUGAGUGACCUCAUGGGUCAUCCGGUGCAGUGGCGAUACGUCAUCAACAUGCCGGGACAACAGUUUCCCCUCAGAACUAACUUGGAGAUGGUAAGGGUUCUCAAAUCGUUCAACGGAAGUAACGAUAUUGAAGGUCUACACUCGGACAAGGCGCUGUUGAAACAUAGAUACAUAUACAGACAUGUAGUCAAUACUAACGCGAAGACUGGUGAAAAGGCUAUGGCGAGAACGGGCGCUACAAAUCCGUCCCCACCCCACAAGCUACCGGUGACCAAGGGGAGUGCCUAUGGCUCGUUCACCCGGGGGUUCGUACAGUUUGUACUCAAUGACCCCGUGGCUAAGGAUUUGCUUGAGUGGAGCAGGGAUCUCUUAAGCCCUGAUGAAUAUUUCUGGGCGACACUUAAUUACAAUGACGUCAUAGAUGUCCCAGGCGGGACGAAAAACACAUCUACGUCACGCAAAUGGAUGACGUCAUCCUCCCUAUGGAGGGGAGAUAACAAAGUUAUCUGCUACAGCAAGUUCCUCCACGACGUCUGCAUCUACACGCCCGAAGACUUGCCCGCCCUGGUCAGCAGGGACUUCCUGUUCGCCAACAAACUCCACAUUGACCACCACCCAGCGGCCUUACACUGUCUGGACGAGAUGGUGGUCAACCUGACCCACUCGCGGCUGGUUAGAAACUUCGGCUCACGCUGACUGAUGUUCACGUUAACUGAAGCUCACGCUGACUUAGGUUCACGUUAACUGUAGCUCACGUUGACUUAGGCUCACGCAGACUGAUGUUCACGUUAACUGAAGCUCACGCUGACUUAGGUUCACGCAGACUGAUGUUCACGUUAACUAAAGCUCACGCUGACUGAUGUUCACGUUAACUGACGCUCACGUUAACUGAGGCUCACGUUGACUUAGGCUCACGUUGACUUAGGCUCACGUUGACUU
Molecule: messenger RNA, 1795 nt
Organism: Physella acuta
Lineage: Eukaryota; Metazoa; Mollusca; Gastropoda; Physidae
Product: N-acetyllactosaminide beta-1,6-N-acetylglucosaminyl-transferase-like
Cellular component (GO): membrane
Molecular function (GO): acetylglucosaminyltransferase activity
Source: RefSeq, a predicted model, not a curated record